AUGUCGACGCACGAGGAAUACGAGGACGACUUCGAGCUGAGCACCGACGGCAGUCCUCCCGACCACAAAAUAAGCCCGCCGCCCUCGUCGAAAUCGCCCCAAGUGCCGCAGAGCAGUUUGGAAGGACUAAAGGCGGGGCUGCAGCCGAAGACCUCGCGGCAGGCCUCCUCCGGCCUGGACGGCAAGAGGCACGCCUCCAGCUCGGCGGCCUCCGGCGGUGGUCGGCCGCCGCAGUUGAUUCGCCCGCCCGAGCCGCGAACGGCGCUGGCGACGCCGCCAUCGACCAGCGAUGGCUCCCACUUCCUGCACGUCUCGAAGCUGACUUCGGUGGUCCAGAUGGAGCCGGAGAGGGGGGUCGCGCAACACUUCGGCUACCGCGCCGUGGACGACGAGACUGUAAAUAGCCUGGCAGCCUCUGUCUCCAGUCUUCACGACCCGUACAGUGGGACGGCCGGCCCGGCGGAGGCGCGGCGGCACGUGAUGGACCCCGCGGCAUCGUCGGUAAAGUAUGCGUCCGCGUCGUCGUCGUCGACGUCUAGUGCCUCCCCGGGGCGGCACGCGGCGCACCCCGCCGCCGCCGCAGCGUCAGAAGCGCAGGCAACAAAGCCGCCGUCCAACGCGGAGCGACGCAUCAGCGGCAGCGAGGCAAAUCGUGGGCAGGCGCGACGCGGCAGGAACCCGGGGUCGGUCUCCAGCGACAAUGGUAAAAAAGCGCCUCGCUCAGUCGACGUCUGGAAAAGGCACGAAGUUACCCCUUUGAGAAAAACCUCAAAGACGAGUCACGCCGGUGAGGCUUCGCCAGCGAGGCGAAGGCAGAAACCGUCGCACCCCGUAAGAAACUCGUCCCAUACUCGCGAGGAGACAUCGCCAACGUCGGACCCAAAGGGAGUGUUGUGGCGGAGUAUAGAAAGUGCGCAUGACAAAAGCAACAUUCACAGUGAAGAGGGGGAGUUCAUUUCCGAGACAGAAGACGCCUCUCGCUCCUUACGUCGUGAACAGCUGCUGCAAACGCUUGCAAAAACCAAAGAUGAACUCGCCAGUGUACGUCGCGCCAGACGGGCAUUAGAAAUGCCAUCACGAGCUUCCCAGCGAAGCAGCCGAAAAGGAAAACCUCGAUGGGCACGCAUGGAUUUGGAUAGAUUGGAGCGUGAAAAUGAACAUCUUCAGCGUAUUUUAGACCUUAGAAGCGUCUGGGGAGGGAGUAUUGACUUGCCGCUGCGAAUUGCUGAAGAGGAGCUGAAGCAUGUGCUUGAUGAGCUUAACCGAGUGAAGCGACGCAGACGCGACCUUUGGACGGAGGACCGACGAUCCUCUAUUCUCUUUACGCAAAUAGUGAAGGAUCAACAACCCACCCGGGAGAAGGUUGCACGCCAGUACCGGGAAGGCAUGUACAAUCGUCUCACUCUGCAGAUGAAGGUGGAGGGUCUGCAAGAAAAGAUAGCAGCAACACAGGAAACAUCCUGUCGCCUUGCCAAACAGGUUCGCCAGUUGGAGGAAAGCAUGCAAGCGGAGGGGUUAACGCAAAUGAAACCCGAGGAGUACAUUGCAAUGCAGCAGGAUGUGGAAAAGAAUGCUGUAAAAAUUGAUAGGCUUGUCACUUCCGUGACGACGAUGUCGGGAAAGUCGGAGUAUCAGAGCUUUUCAGGCACUCACGGGACAAACGAGGACACGUCCAAUGUGAGAUUCCCCGGACGCGGUCAAAUGGAGACCUUGCUUCUGAAGCUCAUUAGACAGGUGGAACAGAAGGAAGCACGAAUAAAGUCGUUGCGUCAGAGCUUCGCUAGAACAGGGUCUACCGUGCCCAAGAGCAAGGGGAGCUUGGCCAAGUUUGCGGCGCGGAAGCAGUCCCUCACAGGAAGCAGAACAGGGUCCUCGAUGUCGCGGUUGUCAUCCAACAGCAUUUUGCACAAAGAUGGUCCACUUGCCCCACGCCGAACUGAUGUUAAAGCCGCCGCCCACAGUGUUCCCCCCUCGAAGUCGGAAAGCGUACGCCUGCAACAAGAAAAGGAGAAAGUUGAACGGGUAAAGAGGACAAUACCGCCCCCCGGCGCAGACGGAAGGCGCGUCAUAGCGAGCAAAUUGCCCGCGUCUUCUCUUGUGAAGCUAGAUGGAUCACUGUCUGAGCUUUCGGAAAACCAUAAAGGCGGUUCUGCUCUUUUCCCUGUAUGUGCGUCCCCCACCAACAGCAGCCGAGCGUCGGAAUUCUCACCCAAAACGGUGGACAAUAAUGUUAAGAAGCAUCCUGCCUUGAAUGAUGAAACAAAAUCAAAGAUGACUGCCUCACCACAUUCUGGCAGUGAGCUGCACAGUUCACACAGCCCUUUCCAGGGCUCUCCAACCCAAUUCUCCCCAAAUUCACUUGGUAAGUCGGGUUCCUCCAGAGUCGUUGCCAUUAGUGAUGGCCGCCCAUCCAACGAGGUUGGCAAGGAGGAGGUGGCGGACGCCGCGCAGGAGGCAAGGGAAGGUGCCGCGAAGACACCCAUCUGGUUGGAUGAAUAUUAA
Trypanosoma conorhini is the source of this 2502-nucleotide messenger RNA. RefSeq lists its product as uncharacterized. Lineage: Eukaryota; Euglenozoa; Kinetoplastea; Trypanosomatida; Trypanosomatidae. The transcript has a single exon. The record is from RefSeq and is a predicted model, not a curated record. Bases 1 to 2502 code for a protein of 833 amino acids.